Molecule: messenger RNA, 3371 nt
Organism: Effrenium voratum
Lineage: Eukaryota; Dinophyceae; Suessiales; Symbiodiniaceae
Source: the annotation of a GenBank genome assembly
UCAAGCUCCAUAGAUCGGCUGUGAGCUGAGCCCUUUGCCAGGUGUGACGGACCAUUUGCUUGUGCAGGGCACCCGUGGGUGCCGUAAGACGCGAGCGGGUUCGCCAUGCCCAAGAAGACGAAGAAAGGCAAGGAGCGCCUGGACAAGUUCUACAGCUUGGCAAAGGACCAGGGCUAUCGAGCGCGCUCAGCUUUCAAGUUGAUCCAGCUGGCAAAGAAGUUCAACUUUUUGUCCAAGUCCAAGGUAUGCCUCGAUCUUUGCGCAGCGCCUGGAGGCUGGUCGCAGGUGGCGCAGCGGAACAUGCCCGUCGGGUCGAAGAUCAUCGCCAUUGACCUGGCGCCCAUCAAGCCUCUCCCUGGCGUGACGUGCAUACAGUCUGACAUCACCACGGAGAAGUGCCGGCAGCUCGUGAGAAAAGAGCUGCAGGGUUCCAUGGCAGAUGUCGUGCUGCACGACGGGGCCCCGAAUGUGGGCACAGCUUGGGCGAAAGAUGCCUAUGACCAAGCAGAGCUCACCCUGCAUUCGCUGCGCCUGGCUUGCGACUUCUUGCGGGUGGGAGGCGUUUUCGUGACCAAGGUGUUCCGAUCCAAGGAUUACAACUCUUUGCUUUGGGUCUUCAACCAGCUUUUCAACAAGGUGGAUGCCACCAAGCCCACAGCCUCCCGAAACGUCUCUGCAGAGAUCUUCGUGAUGUGCAUAGGUCUGAAGCAGAGCAGAAGCAAAAUCGACUCAAAGUUCUUUGACCCCAAGUGGGUUUUCAUGGAAACCGUUGAAGAGCCCCAGGAUGAAGGCAAGAAGCCCGGCGCAUCUCUAACAGAGUACUUCAAGAAGAUGAAGAAGAAGCACAGAGAUGGGUACGAGGAGGGUGACGACAUGCGCAUCAUUCCUGCCCAAGACUUCAUCGCCUCAGACAAGCCGGCAGAGAUCCUGAUUAAAGCCCACAAGCUGAAUCUGGAGGCCCCAGGAUGCGAGCCUUUGGCCCGGAACCCGUUGACACGGGACGUCGUGGAUCUGUGCCAGGAUCUGAAGGUGCUUGGCAAGGCAGACCUGUCGCAGCUCUUAAAGUGGAGGAUGAAGAUUCUCCGAGAGCAACAGAAGAAUCAGCGGGAGGCAGAGAAGAAGGCGAAAGAGGAUCCCACCACCUUGGCAGUUCGUGCGAAAGCAAAGCUGCAGGCGGCAAAGGCAGCUGCCAAGAAGGCGGUGGAUCGCGGUUUGGCUCCAGACCUGGACAGUGCCAUUGCGCAGUUCUUGGACGGGGCUGAGUUGACCGAAGGUCCAGAAGGUGCUGCCAGCGCAUCUGAGGAUGAGGCAGCAGAUGACCGAUUGGAGCAGGAUCUGAAGCAACAAAUCGACAAGCGAAGGAAAGAAGAUCGGAAAGAGGCAAAGAGAAUGAUGGACCGUCAGAGGAAACAGGAGUGGCGAAAGAAAAUGAGCUUGGUCACCGGACGGGGAGGAGCAACGGGCGAGCAGCCCGAGCUUUUCCGCGUUACGGACAAGAGUGUCAAGGCUCUGGAAGAUGACUCGGCCAUUCCCAACGAGUGCCUCAGCGAGGAGGAGCCAGACACGGAAGCAGAGAAGGAGAUGGAAAGGGCCAGGUUUGAGGCUUCCGACUCGGACGACGACCAGAUGGACCGACUAGCACGCAUGGAGGUGGACCUGGCCUUGGACUACGAGAUGCGCAAAGCCCACCUGCUGCACAAGAAGAGGAACGUCGUUCAGCGCACAGAGAAGGCGAAGAAGGAGACUCGCCGCCAGCGGGUUGUCCAGUCCUGGGCUGCGGAGCUGACGGACUUCAGCGAGCGCCAGCAGAGCGAAGCCAAGGCCCUGCAGGACCUUGGCGAAGACGCUCUUGAAGACGAGGAAGAUGACAGCGACGAUGAUCUCAAGGCCUUGCGCAAGUUCCAGGAUAUGAUGCAAGAAGCGGAGGAUGCAGAGGAUGGAGAGGGCGGUGACCGUAUCGACGGUGCCGCACUUGAAGCUCUGGCAGAUGGCCCCGAAGAGGAAGGUGAGGACGAGGAUGGAGGUUGCCUGGCUAAAGCACGAGAAGGCAAAGGCAAGGCCAUUGCGGACGCUGAGGCUGAGAACGAGGAAGAAGCUGAGACGCCGAAGCUGCAGCUGGCUGACCGGUCGGAGACUGCGCUGGUGCCUCACACAGAGGAGGAGCUGCGCGGGGAGCAGAGGGCCAGCAGAUGGUUCAGUCAAGGCAUCUUUGCCGGCCUCAAAGGCAAGCGGAGUCUUGAAGACUCGGACUCCGAUCAGGAGGGCGAGAUGCACGAACUCACCGACGCGCAGCUUCCCAAGCUGCCGCUCACGGACAAGGCAAAGCGGAAAAUCGAAAGGCGGAAGAAUACGGAAAGGCUCGAGAAGCUUGGCAUCAAACCCAAGAAGAAGGAGGAGGAGGAGGAGAAGGGCGGCCUCGAGGUUGCACCGCUGGAGCCUCCAAAGCCGCUCGUGCCAUCUCAGCCAUCGGAUCCGCGGGAGCUGGCUGAAACCUUGGCCAUCGGAUCUUUGCUCGUCGAAUCCAAGAAGUCCAGGAUGGACCUCUUGGAUGCGGGGUACAACAGGUACACCUUCGAUCCGAACCCAGCAUUGCCAGUCUGGUUCCUUGAUGAUGAGGACAAGUAUAACAAGCCCGAGAUUCCCAUCAGCAAGGAGCAGUUCAACCAGUUCCGCCAGCGGCUUGCGGAGAUUAACAGACGGCCAAUUAGGAAGGUUGCGGAGGCCAGGGCUCGCAAGAAGAAACGCAUGGCCAAGAAGCUGGAGAAGUUGCGCUCCACCGCCAUGGCCCUCGCAGAGACGUCAGACAUGAGCGAGCAUGCAAAGGCGCGGCAGAUGCGCAAGGCCGUGAACAAGCUGGCCAAGCAAGACCAGCGCCCGGUGACAAGUGUUGCCAUCAAGAAGGGCGGCGGAGGGCACAAACUGGACAAGAAGAAGGUGCCCAAAGGAGCGAAGGUGAAGACUGUUGACAGAAGGAUGAAAGCUGAUCUGCGUGGAGAGAAGAAGGCGCGGAAGCGGAACCCCGGCAGAUUCAAGGUGCAGCAGCGAAAAGUGCAGCAAAAGAUCAACAAGGGAAAGAGGAGAGGCAUGGGCGACAAAGGUACCAAGACAGGAGGGAAGAAGCGGAAAGCUCCAGCAUGAGGGCGGAGAUUUGCGCCCUGUUAAUGCACCAGCGCCGGAGAAACUCAGGACAAGAUUGGUUGUAUGACAAGCUGCACCAGCCACACCAGCCACCAGCCGAAUAAUUCCCCGAGUUGCACUGAUAUUCGGUGACUUCAGCGACCUCGGAGACUUUCUUAGUGUGUUUGGCGCAGUCUCAGAGUCUCACCCAGAAAAAGGAGCCCAGGAGCCCCAGACACCCAGUGCUUUCACCA